AUAUCAUUGUUUUGUUUGCUUUCGUACGUUCACAAAAAGAAUUGUAAUUGUUAUUUUUGCAAACUCAUUACCUUGAAUCCGUCCAGAAGGUAUUUUGAGAAAUGGAAACCAAUUUGCAACACGAAGAUCUUUUAAUAAAACUUCGUGCUAAACUCAACGAGGAUAAAGUGAAGUUAUGGGAACCUCCUUACACAGAAUCAGACAAUGGAAUAUCACAAAGUUUGCAGGAACUGGCCAACAAAUACUCAACAACACUAUCCAUAAAUAUCGACACUGUCCUACAAGGGUUACAUGAAUUACAACUCCACUCCGUUGAUCGGUCAAAGGCUAAUGAAGAGUUCAAGGAGACAGGGUUUGCUACCCUCAGGAUCAAAGCAACAGUCCCCGGUGAAAGGCCUAAGAUAUUGAAGGUGCAGAAAAAGUUGGAUGUUAUGGGCAGUGAUCUGAUUGCAACAGUGGCACAGGAUAUUGGAAUAUUGGAAAUUAGAAUAAAGUUAAUCUUCAAUGGUAAAGUUAUAAAGCCAAGUUCGACCCUGGAGGAGCAGGGCAUCAAGAAUGGAGUACAAAUCAUGGCCCUUAUUAUGGCUAAAACCCCAGAUGAGAUACAGAAGGAGGAUAAUAUGUAUUUGGAGAUGAAGUCCACCAAAGAAGAUGCUGCGCUGCUCUCAAAAUAUGCUCAUGACGAUUACAUUAAGCUGGAGGACCAGUCCGGCAAGCCUGUGGAGAUCCCGGGUCAGUCCCGCCGCGCGCUGCUGGUGGGGCUGGCGCUGCACGAGCGGGGCCGCGCCGCCGCCCGCCUGAGGGACCACGCGCUCGCGCUCGUGCUGCUGCUGGAGGCCGACCGACAGCUCAGUGAGUGCAGUUCAUCAAUCUUGAAGUCCGUGGACAACUACGCGGCGCUGCAGCUGGACAUAGCGUGGUGCUACCUGUGCCUGCAGAGCCUCUCCUCGGCCACCGACGCGGCGGCGCGGCUGCAGCGCGCGCAGGCCGCGCUCUACAGGAUAUACGGGGAGCGGCAGGGGACGCCCGAACUUAAGGGAACUCUUGCUGCGGAGCGAGUGCUGCUGAUGCGACUGUACCUACUGCAAGGCAUCGUAGCGUAUCAUCAGAACAAGAGGGCUGAAGCCAGGCAGUUGCUGGAUAAAGCGGAGUCGGAACUUAAUUUGUUAAGGGUGGACGAGAGUUCAGUGUGCGCGCUGGUGGAGCUGGGCUGGUCGCGGGCCCAGGCGCGGGGCGCGCUGCGGGAGGCGGCCGGGGACCGCGACCGGGCGCACCUGCUGCUCGCCGCCAGGCGGGACGCUCGCCGACAGCUGCGGCUGCGGGCCAGGGAGGAGCGUAAACUGGGCCUGUGCCGCGAUGGGACGCCGGUGAGGCAGCAGCUGGUGGAGGGCCUGGUGGACAUGGGGUACUCCCGGCGGCUGGCCAGCCGGGCCCUCCGCGCCUCCAACAACCACGCGGCGGAGGCCGUCAGGCUGAUACAGGAGCAGCCGGAACAGCUGGCUGACAGUGAGGAUUCAUCUGAGGAGACGGGACCAACCAGCUCAGAAGCCUCCCUGGUGGAGCCAGACAACAAAUUGAUUGCUGAGCUAGAAACGAUGGGAUAUGACGUAGAACAGGCGCGGGCGGCUCUACGGAUGACCAACAAUGACGUCGACCAGGCGGUCGACGUGCUCGUGGCUGGUGGAGGGCGCGUCAGUGACGUUGCAGCAAAUACUGCGAAACCAUCCACCAGCGCAGCGACGUCGAGUAAGAAGAAAGAAAAGACACACAGAAAAAAUAAACGCAAAGAAGAAUGUGAAUUGGCACUCAAGAGGCUAUCAUCAGCGAUCAGGACAGAAGAAGACGAUCACUUGGAUACCUCGCUGGCUGAGGAAGAGGAGUUUCUCGCGCAGUACAAGUCUCUUUUGUAAACGUGAAAGUUAUUGAAAUUAUUUUUUUUAAACCAUAUUGUAUCGAACUAAGGAAAUUUAUUUAUUUAUUUAUAUUUUUUCACACAAAAUUGUGUGUGGCUUAAUGUAUUCUCUACUUUAAGUUGAAAAUUAUAUAGUGCAAUAUCUAAAAUAGAUUUAGAGUCAACUUGUGACGUUUUUGUUAUGAAGCUGUGUGUUUUAAUAUAUGUAAGUACGUGCCUAAAUGUGUUACCUAAGUACAAAUAAUGUUACUUAAAAUUAUAUAAACUUGUUAGAAAUAAAGGUAUAUUUAUACAGUGUG
Molecule: messenger RNA, 2211 nt
Organism: Achroia grisella
Lineage: Eukaryota; Metazoa; Arthropoda; Insecta; Lepidoptera; Pyralidae
Product: NEDD8 ultimate buster 1
Exons: 13
Coding region: 102-1910 (602 amino acids)
Biological process (GO): regulation of ubiquitin-dependent protein catabolic process
Molecular function (GO): protein binding
Source: RefSeq, a predicted model, not a curated record